Messenger RNA from Ascoidea rubescens DSM 1968, 1305 nucleotides. It is a transcript of the gene DPH1, whose product is annotated as 2-(3-amino-3-carboxypropyl)histidine synthase. NCBI's taxonomy places the organism in Eukaryota, Fungi, Ascomycota, Saccharomycetes, Ascoideales, Ascoideaceae. The record is from RefSeq and is a predicted model, not a curated record. Gene Ontology annotation, biological process: protein histidyl modification to diphthamide. The coding region runs from base 1 to 1305 and encodes 434 amino acids. Gene Ontology annotation, molecular function: 2-(3-amino-3-carboxypropyl)histidine synthase activity. The transcript has a single exon.
AUGCAAGCUGAUACUCCUAGAAACAAUCUGGACUCAGAGAUAAAGAAGAAAAGAAUUCCCAAAAGACGAUUUAUAGGCCACAAGACUGGAUCAGAUUCUCACAGUGUGUCUACCAGCAAUGAUUCAGACUUCAAAUCGCUAGUCAGAAGAACUGUCAAAACCAGAAGAAAUCUAAGAUUAAUUACUCACAUCCCCAAGGACAUAUUAGAAAAUAAAGAAAUAAAUGAGGCAAUCAAGCUUUUGCCUUCCAACUAUAAUUUUGAAAUACAUAAAACAAUAUGGAAUAUACGCAAAAAUAAUAGUAAAAGAGUUGCAUUGCAAAUGCCCGAGGGUCUACUAAUUUAUUCUUUGAUCAUUUCUGACAUACUCGAACAAUUUUGCGAAUGCGAAGUAAUAGUGAUGGGUGAUGUCAGUUAUGGGGCUUGUUGUAUCGAUGAUUACACAGCAAGAUCAUUGGGAUGUGAUUUCAUAAUUCAUUACGCCCACUCAUGCUUGGUUCCUGUGGAUAUAACAUUGAUUAAAGUAUUGUAUAUCUUUGUCACCAUAAAUAUUAACGAGAAACACUUAAUCAGUACCAUAAAGAGGAAUUUUCAGGUUCAUGAUAAAUUAGCAUUAUUCGGAACUAUUCAAUUCAAUCCCACUUUACAUUUAGUCAGACAGAUAUUAAAUGAAGAAAAUUAUCAAAUCAUAACUCCUCAAAUAUUGCCGUUAUCAAAAGGUGAGGUAUUGGGUUGUACUUCUACGAAAUUGGAUGAAAAUGAAAUAAAAGCAAUGAUAUAUAUUGGUGACGGAAGGUUUCAUUUGGAAUCAUCAAUGAUUCAUAACCCUAAUAUACCUGCUUUCAGAUACGAUCCAUAUUCUAAAAAAUUUACUCAAGAAUAUUACGAAAUCAAAGAGUUGAUUGAAGUUAGAUCUGAUGCUAUCAAAAGUUGUGAAAAAUGUGAAAAAUUCGGAUUGAUUAUAGGAUCAUUAGGUAGGCAAGGUAAUUUAUUAACAAUUGAAAUGAUUGAAAAGGUUUUAAAAGAAAAUAAUAAAACUGUUAUCAAAAUUAUACUAUCGGAAAUAUUUCCUCAAAAGUUAUCAAUCUUUGACGAUAUAGAUUGUUUUAUUCAAGUUGCAUGUCCGAGAUUAAGCAUAGACUGGGGAUAUGCAUUUGAUAGGCCAUUGUUAACACCAUACGAAGCAAUGGUCCUAUUUGAAAAAGAUAAAGGCAUAACAGGCGAUUAUUAUCCAAUGGAUUAUUAUGCUAAAGAUGGAUAUGGUAGGGGCAAAACUCCCUUAAAUCAUCAUAUAGAAUCGAGUUAA